CCGGCCAGACGCCAUCUUGCUGGUUUGCGGCCGGUCUUGGAUGUGGCGGCAGCGGUGGUGAAAGCGUGGGGAAGGGUGGGGUGAGGGGGCGAGGCCGCGGCGCGGGCGGCUAAACUCUCCUCCCCUCAGCCCCACCGCGUGGGACGGCGUGAACGGGGUGUCGGAGGGAUGUCAGCCUUCUCUGAGGCGGCGCUGGAGAAGAAGCUGUCGGAGUUGAGCAACUCGCAGCAGAGCGUGCAGACCUUGUCCCUGUGGCUCAUCCACCAUCGCAAGCACUCACGGCCCAUCGUCACCGUGUGGGAGCGGGAGCUGCGUAAAGCCAAACCAAACAGGAAGCUUACUUUUCUCUACCUAGCCAAUGAUGUUAUUCAGAACAGCAAAAGGAAGGGGCCGGAGUUUACAAAAGAUUUUGCACCAGUUAUAGUGGAGGCUUUUAAACAUGUUUCAAGUGAAACUGAUGAAAGUUGUAAGAAGCACCUUGGAAGGGUAUUAUCUAUUUGGGAAGAAAGGUCUGUUUAUGAGAAUGAUGUAUUAGAACAACUUAAGCAAGCUCUGUAUGGUGAUAAGAAGCCUAGGAAGCGAACUUAUGAACAGAUAAAGGUGGAUGAAAAUGAAAACUGUUCCUCUCUGGGAUCUCCAAGUGAACCACCACAGACUCUAGAUCUUGUUAGAGCAUUGCAAGAUCUAGAGAAUGCAGCUUCAGGUGAUGCAGCAGUUCAUCAGAGGAUAGCAUCUUUGCCUGUUGAAGUUCAAGAAGUAUCCCUACUAGAUAAGAUAACAGAUAAAGAAUCUGGAGAAAGGCUUUCUAAAAUGGUAGAGGAUGCUUGUAUGUUGCUGGCAGAUUACAAUGGCAGAUUGGCGGCUGAAAUAGAUGAUAGGAAGCAACUCACUCGAAUGUUAGCAGAUUUUCUUCGUUGUCAAAAGGAAGCCCUUGCAGAGAAAGAGCAUAAAUUGGAAGAAUACAAGCGCAAGUUAGCCAGAGUUUCCCUGGUGCGCAAAGAACUCAGGUCCCGGAUCCAGAGCCUGCCAGACUUAUCCCGAUUGCCCAAUGUCACUGGAAGCCACAUGCACCUGCCCUUUGCCGGGGACAUCUACAGUGAAGAUUGAUGACCAGUCUCUUUCCAAGGCCCAGGACUUUGCAAGAAAUGGAGACAGUGCAGAGAGCUGUCUGGAGUGGCAAUUUCAACAGCUUCCCUGGCGUUCCCUCUGCUCCUUCCAUCACUACAGUAAGUAAAAUAACCACCUGGGGGAACCCGGGAGUCUGAGAAAAAUCAGCUGUGCUCAGUAGCCAGCCUCCCCCUCUAGGAAAACCAGUCCAGAUGCAGCUAUUUUGGUCCCUCUUCUCACAAGCACUCUGAAUCAGGGUUUUUCUAUACGAAUUUCUUCAGAAUCAGCAAAAGCUGGGAUGACCUGGUUAUCUUGAUUUGCAAAAUUAAAAGAACAAAACUAGGUUGUCAGUUGUCACUGUAGAUGAGCAGAUCGUCAAUUAAAGUAGAGUUAUUGAACUGGCUCUGAGAAAAAACUCAAAAGUACAAAUUAAUUGGAAAGUUAGAAUGCCCUUUCUGAAUUUUCCAUUCUAAAAAUUUGUAUUAUAUGAAGUAAAAUAAAGCUACAAAACUGCUUUGUAUUCUAUUAAGAAAUAGCUCCUAAAAGAUGUAGUCUUGUUUCAUAGUUGUUGCACUAUAUCAAAGCUUUUUAAAGUGUAAACCCAGUUCUUCUCUGUAUAGAAAGGGAGCAUUGUGUUACUGAAUUUAUUUAUACAGAGCAUUUGUUAACAUCUGUAAUUCCAGCCAUCUGCACACGAGUCUGUUCUGAGGUGGCAAUAGCACAUGGGAAGAUGAAGUUUCCCUGUUUAUUUACCCCUUUUUCUUUGCCUGUAUCUGAUGACAAUAUAAGAUGUUCUUAAUAAAGUUUUAUGUUGUUUUUGAAA
Messenger RNA from Lutra lutra (Eurasian river otter), 1930 nucleotides. It is a transcript of the gene RPRD1A, whose product is annotated as regulation of nuclear pre-mRNA domain containing 1A. Gene Ontology annotation, molecular function: RNA polymerase II C-terminal domain binding. Bases 169 to 1107 code for a protein of 312 amino acids. The transcript is spliced from 8 exons. Gene Ontology annotation, cellular component: RNA polymerase II, holoenzyme. The record is from RefSeq and is a predicted model, not a curated record. Gene Ontology annotation, biological process: mRNA 3'-end processing. Lineage: Eukaryota; Metazoa; Chordata; Mammalia; Carnivora; Mustelidae.